AACGGUGCUGCAAAAGGAACUCAAGUUGAGCCACAAGGUGAACGAGAGAUUGCCACAAGCAAGCAGGGGUCCAGGCGAAGGGUCUGUCAGCAGGUUCUGCAGCAUUUUGACGCGCAGUACACGGAGGAGCUUGGCAGCUUAUGGACAUCAGCAAGGUCGGUGUUGCUGAACCCGGACUGCUGGCAGUAUGGGGUGAUGCUGAACCGCUUCACUGAUCUAUCAGACCUGCGGACACGGCUGCAGGAGCUCGGAUACACCAGCCUCCUUCCUCAGCGAGGGGACCACUCUACCCCUACACACACACAUGUCCAGGAAAACACACAUCACUUUCACACACACAGCGAUGACCGGUCUCCUCAGAGCUCCCCCAGUGCGCACACACACAUUCACCCACGCUGGCUCGCUGCUGGCUCUCUGGAGUGUGUCGUGCAGCGGGCAGCGAUGCGUCUGCCGGCCCCGAGGCAUGACCACGGCCGUCUCAAGGGCUACUUCCUGCUGAACGCUGCUUCCCUGCUUCCUGUGCUGGCGCUGGGCAUCACCGAGGGGGAGCGCGUGCUGGACAUGUGUUCUGCUCCCGGAGGCAAAGCCAUCGCCAUCCUACAGGCUGCCAAUCCAGGCCUUCUGCAUUGUAAUGAAGUCAACACACACCGCUGUGAUUGGCUCUCUAAGACACUGGAGUCCUAUGUGCCCGGCCCUCUGAUGGAGACAGUGCGAGUGACUAAUCAGGAUGGGAGAGAUUUCGGACACUCACACCCAGGGGUGUAUGAUAAGCGUUAG
Molecule: messenger RNA, 777 nt
Organism: Alosa alosa (allis shad)
Lineage: Eukaryota; Metazoa; Chordata; Actinopteri; Clupeiformes; Clupeidae
Gene: nsun3
Product: NOP2/Sun RNA methyltransferase 3
Exons: 6
Biological process (GO): rRNA methylation
Cellular component (GO): mitochondrial large ribosomal subunit
Molecular function (GO): methyltransferase activity
Source: RefSeq, a predicted model, not a curated record